Messenger RNA from Dentiscutata heterogama, 723 nucleotides. The record is from the annotation of a GenBank genome assembly. NCBI's taxonomy places the organism in Eukaryota, Fungi, Glomeromycota, Glomeromycetes, Diversisporales, Gigasporaceae.
CUCAUGUCCUCAAUAUUGCUGUAAAGAAUGGUGUAAUGAACCAUAAUGAAGCAAUUGCUAAGGUCCGAAAAUUUGUAAAUAAAGUUUGGGAUUCGACAGUUAUGAGUGACAAGCUUCAAGAUUUCUGCGUAUUAAAUCAAAUGCAAGAUGAACUUAAACUUCUUAAAACUGUAUAUCAGGACCUUGAAAGCAGUUACUCUAAUAGAAGUGAGUGGAUAAGCAUUAAUAAUAUUAUUUACUUAUUAAGGCCAAUGCUUGACGCAACUGAAAUACUCUCAAAAAGUUCAUACCCAACUAUUGGUGACGUCCGUUUGAUUAUUAAGGGUAUCUUGCAACAUGUUAAAAACUUUGUAAUUGAUAAAUCAGAUUCAGAAGAGGAGUGCGUAAUGGCAGAAUCUAUUAAAGACCAGUUAAACAAAUAUUGGGCUAUUUUCGACCAUAACGAAUCAACAAAGAUAGCCACAAUUCUUGAUUCUGCAUCUAAAUUAUUAACAUUCCCAAUUUCUACUGAGAGAGAUAGCGCUAUUGAUAGCCUGAAAAAAGUAAUAGCUCAGUAUGAACUACCAGAAUUAGAGACAGGUGCUACCUCCACAUCAUCUAAUAAUAAAAGAGAAAAAUUUGUGUCAUUAGUAUUGCAACAAGCAACCGAACUACCAACAAUUGGGAAUGUGACAGGAGAGUUGGAAACAUAUUUGUCUACACCAAUCAUUAAAGAUAGUUCUA